Messenger RNA from Apodemus sylvaticus (European woodmouse), 339 nucleotides. Its product is annotated as protein tyrosine phosphatase type IVA 1-like. The coding region runs from base 1 to 339 and encodes 112 amino acids. Gene Ontology annotation, cellular component: nucleus. Gene Ontology annotation, molecular function: phosphatase activity. Gene Ontology annotation, biological process: dephosphorylation. The transcript has 2 exons. The record is from RefSeq and is a predicted model, not a curated record. Lineage: Eukaryota; Metazoa; Chordata; Mammalia; Rodentia; Muridae.
AUGGAAGUCACCUACAGGAACAUGAGAUUUCUUAUUACAUACAUUUCAAACAAUGUGACCUUAAACAAAUUUAUAGAGGACUGGCCUUUUGAUGAUGGUGUACCACCAUUGAACCAGAUUGUUGAUGACUGGUUAAGUCUUGUGAAGAUUAAGUUACGUGAAGAACCUGGUUGCUGUAUUGCUGUCUAUUGUGUCACAGGCUUUGGUAUAGCUCUGGUGCUUGUUGCCCUAGCAUUAAUUCAAGGUGGAAUGAAAUAUGAAGAUGUAGUACAAUUCAUAAAACAAAAGUGGCAAGGAGCUUUUGACAGCAAGCAACUUUUAUAUCUGGAGAAGUACUGA